Messenger RNA from Caenorhabditis briggsae, 918 nucleotides. The transcript has 5 exons. Gene Ontology annotation, biological process: regulation of DNA-templated transcription; chromatin organization. The record is from RefSeq and is a predicted model, not a curated record. Bases 1 to 918 code for a protein of 305 amino acids. Gene Ontology annotation, cellular component: nucleus; NuA4 histone acetyltransferase complex. Lineage: Eukaryota; Metazoa; Nematoda; Chromadorea; Rhabditida; Rhabditidae.
AUGACAAUGUUCGCAUCUCGCGAAAAAUUUGUGUGCGUCGAAAAGGGCAUUGCUUAUGAGGCAAAAAUAAGGCGCAUCAGAACUUCCUAUAGAGGAACAUUCUACAUCGUCCACUUCCAAGGCUGGAGUGAAAGGUCCAAUAUAAGAGUGCAGGUGGGAAAAGAGGAAGGAAAAAUGUUUAAAGGAACAUUGCAAGAAUAUAAUGAAAAAUAUGGAGUGAAUGAGCAACAAGAGGAGGAGAACGUUGAGGUCGAGAACGUUCCAGUUCCCGUAGUGGAACCAAAAAAGUCGAGGAAGAGGAAGCAUUCCCCAAUAAAAAUCGAAGGAGCGGUGGAAAUUUCAGGCCCACGAGCAAGAAGAAGCGCAGCCAAGCAGGUUAUUGAGGAAUUUACACUAGAUAAAUUUGUGAUGUCAAGACGAUUGAGACGCAUUGAAGAUGAUGAUAGAAAAUUGAGAAUUCGACACCACAUUCGUAUCAAGAUGCCAUGCAGAGUGCCAAUAAAUGAAAUUGUUAAUGAUUACGUUCGCACACUUCGUAGAUUCAACAAAAAUCAAAGGAUAACAAGAGCACAUAUCCAAAAGUGGGCUCCGUCGGUCUUGGCUCUUGUAGAUCAUUUUAACAGCAACAUGAAGAGAUGGAUGUACGGAGUUCUCGAAGAGUGGGAAUAUCCAGAACUCGACGAAUACGGAGAUAAUCCUUCCCAGUACUACGGAAUCAUUCAUCUUGGUCGGUGUGUAAAGAAAAUGAAAGGAAUUUAUGAGUUGUUCACCAAGGAGCGAGCUUCUAUAGAGUUCAUCAUGUCCGGACUCGGAGGAUUCAAUAAAUUCAUCGAUAAACACUACGAGAAAUAUUAUCGGCGAUCCGAAGAUUAUGAGAAUUUGGCUGAAUAUCAAUUUGAGUACAGAACCAGUUAUUGA